Messenger RNA from Danio aesculapii, 2824 nucleotides. It is a transcript of the gene paqr7a, whose product is annotated as progestin and adipoQ receptor family member VII, a. Bases 269 to 1354 code for a protein of 361 amino acids. Gene Ontology annotation, cellular component: plasma membrane. Gene Ontology annotation, molecular function: steroid binding; nuclear steroid receptor activity. The transcript is spliced from 2 exons. Gene Ontology annotation, biological process: response to steroid hormone. The record is from RefSeq and is a predicted model, not a curated record. NCBI's taxonomy places the organism in Eukaryota, Metazoa, Chordata, Actinopteri, Cypriniformes, Danionidae.
GUUUGUAUCGAAACAUAUCAGCGAAAUUACCUCUGCAACACGACGAUACGCUGAUGUUCUUCGACAGCUUUCUUAUCGCAUCCUUCAAGAGGCGUGACUUCAACAGACGAGGGAGAAAACAGCCAGUCGUCACAGAGUAUCCAGUUUCCACUCGGAACUUACUUAACGUUACUGUGGCUGUCAGAUUUGAGGAGCUCGCCACACAGAUAUACAAGCCUGUCCUCAGUUUAGGCCUGGAUUAACUUGCAUGUAAACUUCAAGAGAUCACAUGGCCACAAUGUUUAUGAAGCUUGGCAGACUCUUCUUUAACCUGCAGAAGAUGAUGCGAGUUCCUCAAAUGCUCUCCGAGACCCUACCUUCAAUGCCCGAGACCCUGAGCGACAAAGAAGCACCUUGUUUUUUCCGCGAACGCUACAUUCACUCUGGCUACCGCGCAGUCCACCAGAAGUGGCGCUACUAUUUCCUGUCGCUCUUCCAAUGGCACAACGAAUCCAUAAAUGUUUGGACGCACCUACUCGGAGCACUAGUGGUGCUUUUGAGAACUGUCCAAUUAACUGAGACGGUAGAUUUCAUUAACGACAUUCAUUCCUGGCCACUUCUUAUCCUUCUCUUGACGUCAAUGGCUUACAUGGGCUUUAGCACCGUAGCUCACCUGUUGGCAGCCAAAUCAGUGUUCCACCAUCAUGCUUUUUUUUUCCUUGAUUACGUUGGUGUUGCGCUGUAUCAAUACGGGAGUGCAGUGGUGCACUACUACUAUGCAAUUGAGGAAAGUUGGCACAAAAAUGUGCAAGGAAGUUUCAUGCCUAUUGCAAGCUUUUUGUGUUGUCUGUCUUGCUUUGGCUGCUGUUACGGGACAUAUUGCAAUUACGCCCUUCCUUCAUGGGUACGUAAAGUAGGCCAAGUAGUUCCUUCAGCCUUAGCAUAUGGUUGGGACACCAGUCCUGUGCUCCAUCGUUUGGUCAUCUGGUAUCUGUCCUGGGUGACAGGAGAUUUCAGAAGCAGUCCUGCUCUGCUUUUUCACUUUGGCCAGGUGGCGUUCUUUCUUUCCAGCGCAUUUUUCUUCACUCAUCCUAUUCCUGAGAGCUGGUUUCCGGGUCACUGUGACAUUUUAGGUCAGGGUCAUCAAGUAUUUCACGUUCUGAUAUUUUUAUGUACAGUCUGUCAGAUUCAAGCUUCAUAUUUGGACUACCUCAACCGCAGAGACAUCUAUGUGAACCUGCAUGCUGAUGCAGAGGCAUCAUUCUGUGUUUUGCUGUUUAUUUUGACCCUUGUCGUGUCUACUCUAAUAGCUUUGUAUAUACUUGCAAAAGUAAAAAGAGCAGUCAGCAAUACUGAAAAGCAAAGGAAAGAGUAAUAUUUUGACCAGCGUAAUAAUGGAUGAUCAACCUUUGGCCACUGAGUGUUACAGUUGUGGGCAUUUAGGUUUAUUUAGGACCACGUAGUCUUUAGAUAACAGUGAUUCUGCAUGUUUCUGGAUCAAUAUUCUUGUUGGUCUUGGAAUAACAUUCCUAUCAACGAUUCAGUUACAGUGUUAUGGUUAGGGAUCGGGGUAUAGCGAUAUUUGUUUUACAGACAUGCUGUUAAAGGACUGAACUUUGAGCAUAUUCUUAGUAUUUAAACUGGUCAUCAUCUUUGCUAGUAUUACUCUUCUUGAAAGUAUUUUGAAUUCAGGGCUUUUAUUUAAAGGGAUAGUUUAUUGGAAAGGGAACAUUCUAUUUUCAUGGUGUUGUAAACCUGCACUCAAAAAAAAAUAACCCAUUGGAUGAACUCAAUUUAAUUGAGGGCAGGAUGACCAUCUAAUAAAUUUGUUUAACAGCAACUUAAAAAAAAAACUAGUUACACAAUUAAAUGCAACUGAGUUGGUCCAACAUGAUUUUAUCAAAUAAAAGUUUAAAUACAUUUGUAUUUUUAUUGAAUUUAACCUCAAAGUCUGAUAAUAUCAUGUAAGUCUAUUAUGUGCCGUACAUUUCGAAACCUCUUAGUUUUAUUCAAAUUUUUCCUAACUGAACUAAGAGAGCCAUUUCUAAGCUUAUUUCAUGAGUUCUUAUACAGUUGAUUGAGACUAAUCUCAGAACUAAUUUUAGGACAGUUAUUGCUCAAUGAGCAAAGCAACAAACCGCAUUUUUACUAAUUAAGCUGCCAACACCUAAAGCAUGGGUGCUUCUGCAAGGUGGUAAUCUCAAAAGUCAAAACAUUACAUCAAAAUCUUCUAAAUCUUCAAACUAAAGUGAACAUUAAACUCUAACAAGUCUUUCUAUUAACUUUAAACACCUAAGAUUACUUUUAUUGUCAACAUUUCCCUCACUUAAUUCAAUUCCACGCAAAGCAUGCUAGGAACUACAAUCCUCUAACUAGGUUGUUGGACCAACAAAAUUCCUUCAUGUUGUCCCUACACAAAACGCUUUAGUUAACUUAAUAGUUUACAAAUUUAAGUGGACUGAACGUAAAACAAAGAAAUUAGACAAAGAAAUUACAAAAAUUGUGUUGUUUCAGCUUAUUUUUAACAGGUAGUUUGAACAAGCAGCAGUAAUCAUUUUUGAGUGUGUAACUUUCUUCUAUGGAACUUAAAGAUAUAUAGUUUUAAGAAUGUUGGUGAUCAAAUAAUUGUGGUUACCACUGAUUUUCCACAAAAGAAAGCUUUCAUAGAGUUUUAGCUCAACAUUAGGGUAAGUAAAUACUUACAGGACCUAUAAUUGCAGAAAAAGUAUGUUAUUUUCUUCUUUUUUUUGAGAUCAAUAAUUGUCACCAAUAAACUAUAAUGCAGCCAACAUACAGUAUUUAUAAAGUUAAUUAAAAUGUAAAUUAUUAUUUUCUUAAAAAAUGA